CAUUCUCUGUCUUUUCAGGCAAGUCGUAUGGGUGUGGAAGCUGUGCUUGCCCUUUUAGAAGCUACUCCGGCUACCCCUGCCUGUGUUGUGUCCCUGUCUGGAAACCAGGCUGUCCGUCUGCCUUUGAUGGAGUGUGUGCAGAUGACUCAAGAAGUCCAGAAAGCCAUGGAUGAGGGAAGAUUUCUUGAAGCUGUGAGGCUUCGUGGAAGGAGCUUUGAAAACAACCUUAACACCUACAAAUUACUGUCACACAAAAAACCAGAUGCUGAGCUUCCAAAGACUAAUUUUAAUGUGGCAGUUUUAAAUGUUGGUGCCCCAGCAGCUGGGAUGAAUGCUGCAGUGAGGGCUGCAGUGAGAGUUGGCAUAACUGAAGGCCAUAAAAUGUUUGCUGUCAUUGACGGAUUUGAAGGUUUUGCUAGAGGGAAGAUAAAGGAAAUCAGCUGGGGAGAUGUUGGAGGCUGGACUGGACAAGGAGGAUCAAUUCUUGGUACAAAACGUACUCUUCCUGCAAAAUAUUUGGAGAAGAUUGCUGACCAGAUGCGCACUAACAACAUUAACGCCCUUAUGGUUAUUGGUGGAUUUGAGGCGUACCUCGGACUCCUGGAGUUGUCAGCUGCCCGAGAGAAAUAUGACGAGUUCUGUGUCCCAAUGGUUAUGGUUCCUGCAACUGUAUCCAACAAUGUGCCGGGUUCAGAUUUCAGCAUUGGUGCAGACACUGCUCUGAACACUAUAACUGAUACAUGUGAUCGCAUCAAGCAGUCGGCCAGCGGCACCAAGCGCCGCGUGUUCAUCAUCGAGACCAUGGGUGGCUACUGUGGUUACCUGGCCAACAUGGGGGCCCUGGCAGCAGGAGCUGAUGCUGCUUACAUCUUUGAAGAACAGUUUGAUAUUCGAGAGCUCCAGGCUAAUGUGGAACACUUGACUGAAAAAAUGAAAACCAGUAUCCAGCGAGGUCUAGUGCUGAGAAAUGAGAACUGCAACGAGAACUACACAACUGACUUCAUUUAUCAGCUGUACUCUGAAGAAGGAAAAGGAGUGUUUGACUGUCGAAAAAAUGUACUGGGCCACAUGCAGCAGGGUGGUGCACCUUCGCCAUUUGAUAGAAACUUUGGGACAAAAAUUUCUGCAAAAGCUAUGCAGUGGAUCUCCAAAAAACUGAAAGAAACCUACCGAAAAGAAGAAGGAAAAGUAUUUGCCAAUACUGACGACUCGGUCUGCUUGCUGGGAAUGCGUCGACGCAACCUCAUCUUCCAGCCGGUGGCGGAGCUGAAGACUGAAACAGACUUUGUGCACAGGAUUCCCAAGGAGCAAUGGUGGCUGAAGCUGCGACCACUGAUGAAAAUCCUGGCCAAGUACAAGACUAGUUACGACGUUUCAGAUUCGGGGCAGCUGGAGCACGUGACUAGGCACAGCCCAAAGGAAGCAGAGACCGGAGCCAUCUAACGACAUCACUCUUCCAUUAUUGUAAUAGAUGCACAUUGUGAGUAACAGUGCUUUAGGAUCAUUACUGCUUUGUUUUGUAACAUUUAAAUUAUUGUACCAGCACUUUACAUGGAACAAGACGUUCAGAUGUCACAGAUUUUGUCCUGUAUUUGUGUUACGUUUGAAACCACCCUAGCAUCUAAUGGGUAAGCACCAUUUACUGAUACUGCCCUUUAACAGUCAGUGCGACACUGUUCUAUGCACUCUGUAAGUUACUCAUCUACUGCACUUCCUUUCAGAGUACUUACACCCAAAAAAUAAGUGUAGGUGGCUAGCUUUGUGUUUUGAGUUACAGGAUGUGCUUAAUGUAUCUGAAGUGAAAUAAAAUACUGUUGCAAACAU
Messenger RNA from Merops nubicus (carmine bee-eater), 1824 nucleotides. It is a transcript of the gene PFKP, whose product is annotated as phosphofructokinase, platelet. The transcript has 14 exons. Gene Ontology annotation, biological process: fructose 6-phosphate metabolic process; fructose 1,6-bisphosphate metabolic process; canonical glycolysis. Gene Ontology annotation, cellular component: 6-phosphofructokinase complex; membrane. NCBI's taxonomy places the organism in Eukaryota, Metazoa, Chordata, Aves, Coraciiformes, Meropidae. The annotation marks the transcript as partial. The record is from RefSeq and is a predicted model, not a curated record. Gene Ontology annotation, molecular function: fructose-6-phosphate binding; monosaccharide binding; AMP binding.